AUACUGAAUAAGUAUUGAUUCAAAAACGUUUGAGCUGCAUCAAUCACAUUAACGUAUAUUUAUAAAGCAUAAAUUAAAAUUACAGAUUUGUUUAUCUCUAUUUUAAUAACCGAUCGGGUAAAUAAUUAAUCACUUAAAUACACAAAGCAUGUGUCAUAACAAAAAAUACUUUUACUGUGGGCACGACACUCCUACGAAGCUAACGCAUAGGAACAAAAUAAAUCUAAUGGCUACGCAAAAGUUAACACGUAAUUAACGAUUCUCGGAUUUAAUGUGGCGUUGCGUGGCGUGAUUGGUCGGAUCGAAGCCACAAAGAGGGGUCCAAAGAUUGCCAUCGCUGAGGAUCUCUGGAUCCGAUCUGGACACACUCGUUGCAUGCCCGCAUGCGUGGAAAAAAACUAAAGUUGCGCAGGGAUGCAACGUACAUAAAUGCAUACUCACAUGCAAGAUGCAGCCACCAGGACAUCGUGGGAAGGUUGAUAUCGGCAUGCAGGUGGGGGCCACGGGCGGUUUCUUCCCCAAUAAUCUCAACUGGACGCAUGCAGGGACGGACGGAGCCAUGCGAUGGUGCUCAACUGCUCACGAUGGGUGGCCUCGUCGGAGCAGAUGUAGCACCGCCGGUGGUUGAGGUCAGGGCUGGCAUGCAACGGCGCGACAUGGACGAGCUGAGGUUGGGAAGAGCGUGGGACAGGUCAGUGCCAGCGCCCAAGGAUGUGCAGCGGAUGGAGCACAGUGCAGCGAGGAAGACAAGAUGCGCUUGAAUGCUCACCUACGGACGAAGCUUCAGUGGGGCUCCCUCGGGUAGUGGAGAACGCAAACGUCGACUCUUCAACGCGCGGAUGGGACGACUGUGGCAGCUUCAACUGUGGGCGCUCGCCAGAGGAGAUGUGCCGGCUGGGUGCACCGAGCGGCGCGGCGGAGGGAGCACGGGACCCGACGGGGCUCACCAGCCAUCACACGGCUGGACCUCGACGAGCGGGCCAGGGGAAGCGGGCAAGGCAUGGCUGGCAGGCGGCUGUGGCGCGCGGCCAUGGCGGGCGGAUGCAACAGGCGGCCAGCAGCCGAGCUCGUCGGCCAGGGACCGCGCCGGGGCCAUGGCGGGGCGGCUGCGAUGGACAGGCUCGCUGGUGGCUAGACAGAAUGCCGCAUGAGGCUGUGCGACCACGCCGUCGCGCUGCCGUGAGUUGGCUGGCCACCGCCACCGCGAGCUGCUGCGCGGGCGAGUGUGGGCGUCCCUGCGCGUGGGCUGGGGAGACGCGAGGGCGCGGGGCUACGUGAGUGCGGCGGCGGCUGGGAGCGCGCGACCUAGGGUUUGGGGAGAGCGCGUGCGGGAGGUAGGGGCA
Zea mays is the source of this 1343-nucleotide messenger RNA. RefSeq lists its product as uncharacterized. The record is from RefSeq and is a predicted model, not a curated record. The transcript has a single exon. The coding region runs from base 712 to 1278 and encodes 188 amino acids. NCBI's taxonomy places the organism in Eukaryota, Viridiplantae, Streptophyta, Magnoliopsida, Poales, Poaceae.